AAAUGUCAAAACAAAGUUUUAUUUAUAGUCUAUACUAGAAUAAAUUUGUCUCUAUAAUAAUUAAGUAAACAAUCAAGAAUUAAUAUUAGAAUUUUAAUUAACUGCAUUUAAUAUAAUUUUUUGUUGUUUAGAUGUAUAUAUUAAUUCGUGUAUAUAAAAUACAUUGUGUAUAAAUAUAUUGUUUGAAUGUACACGCCAGUUUGAUUUAAAAAUAAAUUUUAAUUACUUUUUAAUAUAAAAGACACGUUAUUAAUUAAUAAAAUGUUUUCUGAUAAAUCGUUCGAUUCAGUUGGUUUUAAAUCUCAAUCUUCGACGGAAAAAUCAGAAAAAUCAUCAAAUAUACAAACCGAUAUUGUAGUUUAUGAAGAAAGUUCUUCGCAAAGUGAAGAAAAAAAAAGUGUUGAGACUCAAACUCAGACAGAAAGUAAAAAAACUCCUGAAUUUAAUUAUGAAAGAUUAGCAGCAUUUUUAAAACGAGUUACUCCAGGAAUUUUGGAAGCAUUAGAUGAAACUUAUGGUACUAAUGCAUUUGAAGAUUAUAAUCCAGAAACAACUAGUGAAUCAUUUUCUGCAGUAAAUUGUCUAACAAAAUUAAAUACUUGGGAAAAUCCUGAUUUCAAGACAAAAAUAAGUGGUUUAACAUGGAGUCCCGGUGGUGGAUCAUUGGCUUUAGGUUAUAGUGUUACAUUUCAUGAAAAUUGGUGUAAUCAUUUGUCGAAAAUUAAAAUUUACAAUUUUACACGUGACAAUAAAUUUCCAGCAGCACCUAAUAAAGUUUUGGAAGUUAAUUCAUGUAUAACGUCAAUUCUCUAUCAUCCACAAGAGCCGUCUAUACUUGCAGCUGGAUUAUUCAAUGGCGAUGUUUUGGUUUGGAAUCUUCGUGAUGAUACAUCGGUGACACCUGUUCAAGUUUUUUCCCAUGGCGAUUUUGUCUCACAUUUAUAUUGGCAUACGAAAAUUGUAACCGAUGGUUCUGUUUUAGUAUCAUCGAGCGCUGAAGGAUAUAUUUUACUUCACAAACUUUUGGCUAAUUUUACCACAGUUAUUUUAUUCAAACGAUUUAAAGUGGCAAAAGAGCAUAAUCCAUCGGAGAGUGCAAGACCACGUAGUUCCGGUGGUACUCGAGAACGUGCCAUUGAAGCUGGUUUAACAAUUACAAGUUUUGAUUUCUCAUCGAAGGAUCCAUCAAUUUUCAUUGUAGGAACAUUAUGCGGCGGUGUUUAUAAAUGCAGUGUCGAGCAAGCAGUUUCUGUGGAAGGUGAUGAAUCAAUUUUAGAUCCUGUUAUUGAUGAAUAUAAUAGACAUGAAGGAAGUGUAACAAGUAUUAAAUGUUCGCCAACAAAAAAUUUCUUUGUUACAAGCGGUACGGAUAAAGAAAUCAGGAUUUACGAUUUUGAUCAAACAGUUAGUCAAAAAAUUAUAAAUCUCGAAAGUACAAUUAUUGGACUCUCGUGGUGUAUUGGAAACAAAGAUAUUUUCGCAGCUUAUGGAGCAACUUCUAUUGUAGGAUUUUUUAAUGUCAAUACCGGCAGUGCCUUACCGAAUGUAAUACUACAAUCAGAUACUAGAGAAAAUACAACUAGUCUUUGCUUUAAUUCCAAAAGAGACAUGGUGGCAAUGGGAGAUACUCGUGCCUGUUUGGAAAUUUGGAAAAUUCCAAGAUACUAUUCAUAAAUUAUUUUUUAACACUGAUUUAAUUUAAAAAGUCAAUUUUUUUAAAAUUAAUUUAAUAUCUAGAAUUAUUUAAUUUGAAGAAAUAAAUUUUGUGUAAUGAAAAUAUUUGACUUUACUUGUCAGAAAGGCAAUGUACUGGUGGCAAGACUCGAAAUAGAUGUUUGAAAUGAAAAAGGAAUGAGACAAGUCUUUUCUACGAACUCUGGUCGAGACUUGGCUCAAAUGUCUCAGCACAUGAAGAAGCCAAAACAAGAAAGAUUGCAACUUUAUAUUUUAUUAUUAUUAAAAAAAAAAGCACAAGAAAGUAGAUGUAAUUUUUUAUAUUUAACCAUUUAGAGAAUUCAUUUAGAUAAAGUAAAUAUAAUUUGAAAUAAUUUAAAAAUAAUUUUCAUUAAAUUAAAGUUUUAAAUUAUUUUUAAUAGUUUUAGUAUUUUAUAUAUAGAAAAAAAAAUCCGUAAACAAUUAAAAACUACUUUUUUUAAAAAGGCCUUGAUGAAAUUUUACGACGUAGAAAUUAUGUUUUCCUUCCUCAAAUAAUCUUCGUUUACAAAGAUAAUGAUACGUAUAUCACUCUCUAAAGAAUAAUAAAUUAUACUACAACAUUA
Leptopilina boulardi is the source of this 2279-nucleotide messenger RNA. Its product is annotated as cytoplasmic dynein 2 intermediate chain 2-like. The transcript is spliced from 9 exons. Gene Ontology annotation, biological process: intraciliary transport. Gene Ontology annotation, cellular component: cytoplasmic dynein complex; ciliary plasm. Lineage: Eukaryota; Metazoa; Arthropoda; Insecta; Hymenoptera; Figitidae. The record is from RefSeq and is a predicted model, not a curated record. The coding region runs from base 262 to 1674 and encodes 470 amino acids. Gene Ontology annotation, molecular function: dynein heavy chain binding; dynein light chain binding.